Messenger RNA from Chelonia mydas (Green sea turtle), 1099 nucleotides. RefSeq names its product N-methylpurine DNA glycosylase (gene MPG). Gene Ontology annotation, molecular function: DNA binding; alkylbase DNA N-glycosylase activity. The transcript has 5 exons. The record is from RefSeq and is a predicted model, not a curated record. Bases 33 to 944 code for a protein of 303 amino acids. NCBI's taxonomy places the organism in Eukaryota, Metazoa, Chordata, Testudines, Cheloniidae. Gene Ontology annotation, biological process: base-excision repair.
CUGCUUUAAAGGAAUCUGCAGAGUUUUCCAGAAUGAUGCCAAGAAAAAGAAAGCGGUUAACUCCAUUAAAUAUUGUCCAAAGUAAACCCGGCUUCUCUCCAGCUGACACCUCUGGGAGCCUGACAGUUCUUCUUGAUGGGAAUUCCUCUCCAGUAAGCAGCAAAUACUUCAGUGAAGAGAAGAGGACAUCUUCCCGGCUAGGGACAGACUUUUUCAACCAACCCUGCAUCAACCUGGCUAAAUCAUUUCUAGGACAGAUUUUAGUUCAUAAACUUCCUGAUGGCAGAGAACUCCGGGGAAGGAUUGUGGAAACGGAGGCAUAUCUGGGUGGGGAAGAUGCAGCUUCCCAUUCAAAGGGAGGGAAGCAAACUGCAAGAAAUGCAGCAAUGUUCAUGAAACCGGGAACCCUGUAUGUGUACCAGAUCUAUGGGAUUUAUUUCUGCAUGAAUGUUUCCAGCCAGGCUGAAGCACAUUUGGGAGCCAAGCAGCUGCUAAGAUGCAUGACUAGAAAAGCAGGCGGUAGGUCAGUGGAAAACCAGAAGAAACAAUACACACAGUUCUUUGGGGAAGGGGCUGCAGUCCUGCUCCGGUCCUUGGAACCUCUGCAGGGCCUGGACACCAUGAGGCAGCUGCGAAGUGCUCGGAGGAAAGGAUCAGCCAAGCCCCUGAAGGACUGGCAGCUGUGCAAUGGGCCCUCCAAGCUCUGUCAAGCGCUUGCUAUUAACAAGAGCUUUGACCAAAAGGACCUGGCUCAUGACACAACAGUCUGGAUGGAGCCUGGCUCAGAAGCACUGGGAGAGCAGGCUCUGGUGACUGCAGCCAGAAUUGGUGUCAGCUACGGUGGAGAGUGGGCACAGAAACCGCUGAGGUUUUAUAUACGAGGGAACAAAUGUGUGAGUGUUGUGGACAAGAAGAUGGAGAGAGAGCAAGCUGCUGCAGAAUAGAGGUGUGGGGGGAGCCUGGCCAAGACUGGGCUCUUGGUAAGGCCUGUGCUUUCAUUAACUAUCAGCCCCAGGCUCUGACCUGAUGGAACCAGGCCAGGGGGGUGGUGCUGGUUUGGAAGCUGUUUUAAUAAUAAAUGUGCUUUGUUAUAAUGAAA